Molecule: messenger RNA, 1104 nt
Organism: Mycena citricolor
Lineage: Eukaryota; Fungi; Basidiomycota; Agaricomycetes; Agaricales; Mycenaceae
Source: the annotation of a GenBank genome assembly
AUGUCGGCCAAUUUGCCCGCAUCCAAUGAACGAUACGGCGAUAUGACAUACUGGCGUGGACGAGCGGUAUUCCAAGUCGGUCCUCUGCUAGAGACUUGGAGCUUCUUCCCGAUCGGUCCAUGUAGGGAAUCUGAGGACGAUGCCUCGUUCGACUGGUUCAAGACCUACUCCGAUCUUGCGCCGUACGUGCGAGAGCUCAUCCCAGAUAAGGAUGCGCGUAUUCUGAUGCUGGGAUGCGGAAACUCUACCCUCUCCCAAGACAUGUAUGACGACGGAUACAAAAACAUCGUGAAUACCGAUUAUUCGCGUAUCGUGAUUGAGCAGAUGCGCACGCGACACGAGACAGCACGGCCAGACAUGGAGUGGGUCGAGAUGGACGUCCGUGACCUUAAAUUCCCUGACGAAUCUUUCGACGUCGCUAUCGACAAGGGCACAAUGGAUGCCAUGAUGACCGCCAAGGGCGACGUCUGGGACCCACCAGAACAAGUGGUCAAGGAUUGCACAGCAGAAGUGAGCGAAGUCCUCCGCACAUUGAAAGCCGGUGGGACCUUCAUAUAUCUUACCUUUGGGCAACCCCAUUUCCGACGACGCUUUUUGAUGCAUUCCAAUACAACACUGCAGAUCAAGGAGUUGGGCGAAGCCUUCCAUUACUACCUAUAUGUAGUCAAAAAGACAUCCAGUGGAUGAUUCAAAGGAGGAAGACACUGUCAAGAAGUGACACAUUGUCUAGCGGGCGAAGACAAGAAACGGUGGCUGAGAAUUCAUGGUUAUCCUUUACAUGCAUGUGGAUAGCAUGAUGGAACGUGAAAGCCUAUCGGUCUCUGCACUGGCCUCAGAGUCUGCUCGUGACGUCCUCGUUGACCGGCCAUCUGCCGGUAUCCUCCACUCCCUUCAACGACGUAGGGCCCUUGCCCUGGUAGUUGUUCUCCCGCAUCCAUUGCUCGACAGACUGGGUGCCAGGGUGCACGCUCUUGCACCACUGGACGUCCUUCACGACCUUUCUGUCUCGGAAAACAGCCCAGAACCCGGCAAAGUUCUCCUUGACGGUCAGCGAACCCGUCCCGAUCUUGGCAUCGCUCAGACCGAUGUGGAAGUUGCCAAACC